Messenger RNA from Olea europaea var. sylvestris, 2020 nucleotides. RefSeq names its product cyclin-D1-1-like. The transcript is spliced from 7 exons. Gene Ontology annotation, molecular function: cyclin-dependent protein serine/threonine kinase regulator activity. Bases 155 to 1132 code for a protein of 325 amino acids. NCBI's taxonomy places the organism in Eukaryota, Viridiplantae, Streptophyta, Magnoliopsida, Lamiales, Oleaceae. Gene Ontology annotation, cellular component: cytoplasm; cyclin-dependent protein kinase holoenzyme complex; nucleus. The record is from RefSeq and is a predicted model, not a curated record. Gene Ontology annotation, biological process: regulation of cyclin-dependent protein serine/threonine kinase activity; mitotic cell cycle phase transition.
UGGAGAAUCCAUCAAAGUACACAAAGAAUACCACUCUCUACUCUUUUUCUCCAGGUAACCAUUUUGGCAUCACCGUCGCAUCUCCGGCGAAUCUUUGGGAACCGAAAGACCAUAAGGAUGAUCCGAAAAGAAUGAUUGGGGGAUCGCUUUCGCCAUGUCAGUUUCGUGCUCCGACCUUCUCUGCGGCGAGGACUCCAGUAUUAUCUUCUCCACUGGCGGAGAAGCCCUGCUGGAAUGCUCAUCGGACCAGGGUUUCCUGAUGCCCGAAGUCGAGGAAUCGAUUGCCGGACUCAUAGAGAACGAGAGAGAUUUCAUGGUUCCGUGCAACGAUUAUAUAGAAAAGUUCCAUUUAACUCAAUCAAUUGAUGCAUCUAAUAGAGCAGAUUCUGUUGCAUGGAUUCUGAAGGUGCAUCGUUACCAUGGUUUUCAGCCGUUAACGGCGUAUCUCUCCGUCAACUAUUUUGAUCGUUUUCUAUACUCCUAUCAAUUGCCGAAAAUGAAUGGGUGGCCUGNGCAACUGUUGUCCGUUGCAUGCUUGUCAUUAGCUGCCAAAGUGGAGGAACCUCUGGUUCCUUCUCUUCUGGAUCUUCAGGUUGAAGGUGCAAAAUUUAUUUUUGAACCAAGAAAUAUCCAAAGAAUGGAGCUUCUUGUUCUACGUGUAUUGGAUUGGAGGCUGCAAUCCAUUUCUCCAUUUAGCUUUCUCAGCUUUUUUGCCCACAAAAUUGAUCCAACAGGAACUUACACGGGAUUCCUUACAUCAAGGGCAACUGAAAUUAUUCUGUCAAAUAUCAAAGAGACCAACUUUCUUGAGUAUAGGCCAUCAUGCAUUGCUGCUGCAACAAUACUUUGUGCAGCAAAUGACCUCCCUCAUUUCUCUUUAGUUACCGCUCAACAUGCUGAGUCAUGGUGUGAUGGACUUCACAAAGACAAAAUCACCAGUUGUCGUCAUCUAAUGCAACAAACCGCGUUCGCUAAUAGGCCAAGGAAGCAACCAAAAGUGUUACCUCAGCUCCGAGUAAUGACUCGGGCAAGUAUCGCAUGGAGCGACUCCUCAUCCACAUCCUUCUCAUCCUCGUCACCUUAUAAACGGAGAAAGCUAAACAAUAGCUUGUGGUUGGAUAAUGACAAAUAAAGCUCAGAUUAAGGAUGAGGGUUUAAAAUAAGAGGAAAAAAAAAUUUUAAAAGAAAAUGGUUUGUUUCAAAGUUGUCUAGUCUAGAAUCCCAAUAUUUUUUUGGAAUGGACUGUGAGAUAAAAAAAAAUAAAAAAAUUGACAAGAGUGAUGUAGAUAAGGUAGCAGGUGUAAUUAUGUAAAAAGGUUUGAACAGUUUGGGAGACUUUAUUAUAAACUUUUUUGGUGGGCAUUGCCAUUCAUUAAUAUUUAUGAAUUGGCCAUUGCUGGUUCCCUAAGGAAGGGGAUUUGGUACAUAUUAUUUUGGUGUGUGAAUGAAUUGUUUAAUAUCUAGUGGAGUCAUGGUAUGAAAUGAAAGCAGGAGAGUGACUGAAAUCAAAGGCAGCAUUAAUUGAUUAUUGAAUGACAGGAGAAGGGAUUGCGGGACCUAAGAAGCCAAUGAAAAUCAAUGGUGUUGAAAAAAACUUUGAAGUUUUAGCGGUUGAUGAAAUAAGAGUCUAGCUCCUCUACUAGGCCUCCAUCAUUCCAUCAGCCACCCCCUAUUGCAACAAGUCAUGGAGAAAUCAUAAAAAGCAGUGUCGAAAAAAGAUUCAUGGCUCCAUUGAAGUAAGACUUCUUUUUAUUAUGUGUGAUUUGUCUCCACACUUACAGUAUUUACGUGUGCUUUUUUCUGCGGGAAGUACCCAUUUCUUGAUUGUCCUAACGACUCGUGGGACAUUAUUGUGAGUGAUGUUUCGUGCGUGUAACGGAUACUCGAUAGUAUUCUUUUAAUUUAUUUUUUUCCCCUUUUCUCGAUUGGCCUAAAGUUGGCCAAAUUAUACAAAGGUCUUUGGGGCCUUUUUUGUGAGUGAUGUAUUUGGAGUUAUAAUAAAAUGGAAUAUUAUUUUACA